AGGUGGGAGCCCCGAACCGUGUAGCCGUAGCUUUCAGCGGCCAGUCGAGACUUAGCCUGCGAGUCAGACGCAUCCCCGGACGACGAACGAACCUGAGCACUUGCCCCGUAUCCCCCGUUUUUUUCUCUCGUGAACGAGUAGCGAAACAACACCGGCAACAUGGACGCGAUCAAGAAGAAGAUGCAGGGAAUGAAGCUGGAGAAGGACAACGCGAUGGAUCGCGCGUUGCUCUGCGAACAGCAGGCUCGCGACGCGAACGCGAGGGCCGAAAAGGCUGAGGAAGAGGCGCGUGCUCUCCAAAAGAAGAUCCAGACCAUUGAAAAUGAACUCGAUCAGACCCAAGAAGCCCUCAUGCAGGUCAAUGCUAAAUUGGAGGAAAAGGACAAGGCUCUGCAGAAUGCUGAGGAAGAGGCGCGUGCUCUCCAAAAGAAGAUCCAGACCAUUGAAAAUGAACUCGAUCAGACCCAAGAAGCCCUCAUGCAGGUCAAUGCUAAAUUGGAGGAAAAGGACAAGGCUCUGCAGAAUAAAGAAGUUCAUGUUCAGAUAACCAUCAAUCAUCAAUUGUCUGUGGAUAUCGAUAAGAUAGACAAUCUUUCAAGAUGCCUCGUUUUAACACCAUUGAAAUCGGAUGAGCAAUCUUCAUUUUAUUUUUCCUAG
Molecule: messenger RNA, 657 nt
Organism: Megalopta genalis
Lineage: Eukaryota; Metazoa; Arthropoda; Insecta; Hymenoptera; Halictidae
Source: RefSeq, a predicted model, not a curated record